CCUCAGUUCGAUGACAGCCUCGACCAAUUCAAACUAUUCAGUUUCUUUGGAGACAGUUCGCAUUUGUUGGUAGUUGCUUUCAUCCAAUGAAUGGUUUAUAAUUUACUAGGUAUUAUGGCGUCUAGCAACAAAGCAAAGAAGCCAAAUGAUUUCCUCAACAAAAGAAUUCCUGAGAAUCCAAAGUAUAAAGGUGUGAAGGCAACUGUUGACACAGGUGCAAGUGUCACAAAGUAUUUAGAAAAGAUAGAAGACCUUAGAAAAAAUUAUAGAUUGAGAAAAGAUGAGAUCUUCAAGCGAAUGAAGCCAUCAACGUAUGCUCAAUUGGUCUUGCAAGUGGCCCAAGUUGUAACAAUAGAACUUGAGAGAGAGAGGCUUUCAACUGUACAAACCAAUAGAGAUUUUGACGAAAAUGACGAGAUACCACACUUAAACCUGGCUGCUGAAGAGAAAAAUAACAAUCCACCAGAUUCGAGCAGAUCCACUCUGCAAGGCGUCAUCAGUGGUAUAGGCGAGGUCGACAUCAAGGAUACUGAAUACGAACAACAACCACCAGUAACUGGACGAGAAAUGGAGGCACCAGACGCAGCAAGCCUGCCAUACCUUUUGUUAGAUGUUCGAGACAGAGACGCCUUCGAUAAAUGUCAUAUGAUUGGAGCAAAGAGCUAUCCUUCAGCGAUGUUAUCAAGGUCCGUCAAUUACUUCACUAAAGAAAUCCUUGAAUUUAGAAAUAAAACUGGCAAAAUCAUAGUAGUUUAUGACGAAGACGAGCGAAUAGCCACAAAUGUCGCGACGAUUUUCGUGCAGAGAGAUGUCGAUAAUGUCUUCCUACUAUCAGGUGGCAUGAAGGUGAUAUCGAAAAAGUUUCCGGGCUGUUUCACGACCGGGCCACUACCAGCCUCUUGCUUACCAACGCCACCACCGAACCGGAAGGCCAAACCGAAGCCUAAAAGUCCGGAACAAAACGAAGAAAGGCACUUGGCCUGGUUUACGAGUGAGAAAAUCGAAAAGAUUGAAGAUUUGCUCGAUGAAGAAUUGCUGAAGGAAGAUUCAAGCCGGAUGAGUUCUCGAGUCUCCAGCCGAUCGACAGUCGCUUCAAAGGCCUCGGUAAGGACGACAACAACACAAAACUCUGGAAGAUCAUCUUCGCGUCCUUGGAAGUAGUGAGGCAACCGAUUUGUUUUUGACUCUAGCUGAUAUAAUUUCAAAAUGCUACUAUACUGCACGAAAAUGGCGGCAGAUAAAAAACACGAGCUUAAGUUGUUACUAAAUUGUGUAACCCUUAACAUAAAUUUCUAGUCGCAAUAACAGACCGAAUAUAACGAGAAUAGUUUGAUUCGGUAAGUUCGGUGUCAAGCAUAGCGAAAUUGUAUCCUUUACCGAUAAAGACAGCGAAAGAUGGCACUUUCUUGAUGCUAAAUUGUUAAUAUAAAGGUCCGAUUAUGCAUUAUUUUGCAUGGUUGGUAAAGUUGAAAUCUUUAUUUCGCUAAAAUAAAAGCUAGUAUGAAAGAUUCUUUCAAAGAUGCUGGAAUAUUGUUUGGUGGUAUGAAUUACUUCUAACAGAAAUUCUGCAUCUCAAAAUUUGAAAAGAAAUUGCAGCUUGUGCAUAAAUCCCCCGGGCGGCAUUUUUUCUCAAUAUGGUAUUCCUGCAAGUAAACGUGUAUUGCGGCAUUGUGUAAUGCCUUUGUGAUAUUUACAUCCCUGUGGAAUUACAUCAGUGCCAUAUGGACUGUAUCCUCAAGUAUUUCGAACCCCGAAGGACGCAACAAAGUUUUGGUGGCCAUUUUUGAAGAAGUAUUGUAGGUUCAAGAGCGCGAUACAUGUGUAACUCGAUGGAAAAAGAUUUUGCUUGCUUUUAAAAUUUUGAAGAAGGGAAGGUUAGUGAACUAGUGUUAUCCCUGCUCAGAAAAUAUUAUCAAACUAUUGUAUGUACUUUCUAUUAUGUCGUUAGCUCUAUUUUAAAUGCAGACGUGCAAUGAAAUGAAAGCAUCUUCCUACCUUACAUGCCUGUCUAGGCCAACAUUGUGAAAUACUUCAUAAAAUCACAUAUAUGAUUUUCGUUCUAAAAAAGAUACUGGAAACCCCUUUUCAUGUUUUAAGAGUUUUGCUGUUAAAAAAAAUUGGAAUUUUGUAUUUGUUUUUAAACAGUCUUUCAUAUAUGUGAUUUAUGCAAGCGGCAGAAUUACCCUCUAGCGAUAAAUAGCGAUUAGAAUCUGUAUAUUGAAUUCUACUCAACUUUGUCCGCUUCUAGUAGCCAGUCCCCGCUACUCUUGACCGUGUCCUUGAAGACAUUGCCAAAGGCAGCUUUAGGGGAAUGACUGUACGUCUGCAAUGAAUGUUGUAGUUUGUAAACGAAGUUUGUGAAUUUUCGUCGCAUCAUGUGUAUAUAGAUCACCAUGGAAGUUAUUAAUGUAAACAUAAUUGCUUGUAUUUGCAAUAUGAAAUGUCAUUCUGCUA
Messenger RNA from Rhopilema esculentum, 2454 nucleotides. Its product is annotated as centrosomal protein of 41 kDa. Gene Ontology annotation, biological process: cilium assembly. The record is from RefSeq and is a predicted model, not a curated record. Lineage: Eukaryota; Metazoa; Cnidaria; Scyphozoa; Rhizostomeae; Rhizostomatidae. Gene Ontology annotation, cellular component: ciliary basal body.